CUUUGGUGUUUCGUCGUUAAAGUUUGCUAACGGCGCCUAUGGCACAAAAAGCUACAGCCCGUUCUUCAUGACAGUUUCCCGCCUGUGGUCGUGGGAGCUUAAUGCGCCUGUUAGCGCAGUGUCCGAUGCGUGCUGCGUCCUUUAAGCGGUUUUAGUCUCGGUUUCUGUUUCAGGUGAACAUGGAGCAGGCAGCCAGCGGCAGCUCGGAGCCUCUCCAGCGACCUGACGGUAACGCUUGUUGUGUACAAUGGCGCAACUGGAUCGGAUUUUGGCUCCUCGGUUUGUGCAACAACUUUGCGUAUGUGGUAAUGCUGAGCGCUGCACAUGACAUCCUAAAAAAACAAGAAUCACAGAAUGACACAGCAUCUACUUCAGCCUCACUGCACGUGGACUUCCAAGUUAGGAACAGCAGCAACAGUAGCAUCUAUGACUGCAACCCCGUCUCCACCUCGGCGGUGCUGUUGGCUGACAUCCUGCCCACACUCUUCAUCAAACUGUCCGCUCCCUUUAUGAUCCACAAAAUGCCUUAUGGUGUUCGAGUGCUGGUCUGUGCCGGCGUGGCAGCUCUGAGUUUCCUCCUGGUGUCCUUCUCCUCGGCUGUGUGGAUGAGUCUUCUCGGAGUGAUCUUUGCCAGCAUCAGCUCGGGACUCGGGGAGCUGUCCUUCCUCUCUCUGACUGUCUUCUUCAGCAGGAAAGUACUGGGAGGCUGGGGCUCAGGCACUGGUGCUGCUGGUCUUUUUGGAUCCCUCCUUUACACAGUCCUCAUCCAAGGUGGCCUCUCACCCCAGCUCACACUUCAGAUCAUGCUGGUUGUCCCGUUGACUAUGUUGAUAAGUUAUUUCUGCCUGUUAGUCCGUCCACCUUCCUUACCUCAGUGGAGGAGCAGAGAGACUGAGUACACCGCUGUGGUCUCAGAGGACAGACGGCGACUUGUGGACAGUUCUGAAGAAGAGGAGCAAGAGAAAUCCACCACAGAAGACCAAACCACCGGGCCUCUCAGUUUCAAAGAGAGAAUCCACGUCAUCAGAGGCUUGCUGAUGAGGUUUAUGAUUCCCCUGGGGAUAGUCUACUUCGCUGAGUACUUCAUCAACCAGGGUUUGAUGGAACUGCUGUUCUUCCACAAUUUUUACCUGUCCCAUGCGGCUCAGUAUCGCUGGUAUCAGACGCUGUACCAGCUUGGUGUACUCAUCUCUCGAUCCUCCCUGUGCUGCCUGAAGAUCAGGAAACUCUGGGUUCUCAGUGUGCUGCAGGUGGUCAAUGCGGUGUUCCUCUGCUUUGCUGUACGUUACCAGUUCCUGCCCAGUGCCUGGGUGGUGUUUGCUAUUAUCCUCUAUGAGGGUCUGCUGGGUGGAGCUGCGUAUGUCAACACCUUCCACUUCAUCAGCAAGGAGGCUGAAGACAGACACAGGGAGUUUGCCAUGGCUGCUGCCAGCGUUGGAGACAGUGUGGGGAUAGCUCUGGCUGGACUUGCAGGUUUCUUUGUCCACAGUUACUUCUGCUCCCUAUAACCAAGCCCACACACCGACCAGCACCAGGAAUAAGCAAGACGUGGGCGUGUUUGAUUUCUUUUCUUUUUUUCUUUUUUUUUUUUUACUGGAAAUGUGUUGGACACAAAAAGCAGACAUAAAAACUUUACAUAAAAUGCCUACAUGAAAACAUUGAGUCCCCAUCCUGUACUUGAUGCAUAUUUAUAGCCACUGGAUAUGCUGUGAGCAGCCAUGAUCACACACUAAGCACAAACUCAUGUGAGGAAAACUGAUUGUAAAGAACACGUUGUUCUGCUGAGCGCUGUCACAGUGCUGUCCCUUCCUGUGGUUCACUGGAGGAAAGCUUUUAAUGUGAAAGCAGGGCAGGAUGAUGUUUUUGAAAGGGCUAAUUUGGCAUAAAUGAAAUAUGAAUGCCACACAUUUAAAGUCACAAAACAGGAGAUGUAAUCAGACUAGUUUAAAUAGUGGUAACUAAAGAGUAUGGUGUAAGAAACACUUGCAUUUGCCUUAAAAUAUGGUAAAUGGACUAGUUCUUAUAUAGUGCUUUUCUACUCAGAUAUGAGCACUCAAAGCGCUUAUACAACACGUUCACAUUUACCCCAUGCACACGCAUUCAUACAAGCACUU
Archocentrus centrarchus (flier cichlid) is the source of this 2114-nucleotide messenger RNA. RefSeq names its product CLN3 lysosomal/endosomal transmembrane protein, battenin (gene cln3). The coding region runs from base 180 to 1508 and encodes 442 amino acids. Gene Ontology annotation, cellular component: lysosome; membrane. The transcript has 15 exons. Gene Ontology annotation, biological process: regulation of intracellular pH; lysosome organization. The record is from RefSeq and is a predicted model, not a curated record. NCBI's taxonomy places the organism in Eukaryota, Metazoa, Chordata, Actinopteri, Cichliformes, Cichlidae.